Molecule: messenger RNA, 1005 nt
Organism: Emiliania huxleyi CCMP1516
Lineage: Eukaryota; Haptophyta; Isochrysidales; Noelaerhabdaceae
Exons: 7
Coding region: 1-1005 (334 amino acids)
Biological process (GO): pyrimidine nucleotide-sugar transmembrane transport
Cellular component (GO): Golgi membrane
Molecular function (GO): pyrimidine nucleotide-sugar transmembrane transporter activity
Source: RefSeq, a predicted model, not a curated record
AUGGCAGCACAGUCGAAGGCCGCCUCCUCAGCGCAGUCGAAGGCCGCCGCCUCCUCUGCUGUCGUGAGCGGCGGCCUUUUCGCGGGCUACGUGGCGAUACAGCUCUCGACGCUGCUUCUCGCGUCUGCGGCGCAACAGAGAGACGUGCAGACGCGCCACGUCGACUCAACGGCGGUCACGCUCUCGGAGCUGGUCAAGCUGCUCAUCUCGCUGGUUGGGAUCGCCGCCACCGAGCGGGUGAUGCUGCGCGGCCUGCUGCGCGCCGUCCGGCAGUCGCUGCUCACCCCGUCGCUGCUUCGAGUCGCGCUGCCGGCGCUGCUCUACACGGUGCAGAACAACGUCAUCUACUCGUCGCUUGCGCGCGUCGACGCGGUCACCUUCCAGAUCACGUACCAGCUCAAGCUCGCCGCCUCGGUCCUCGCCUCGCGACUGCUGCUUGGCAAGCCCGUCAGCGUGGUGCUCGUGCUCACUCUGCUGCCAGCUGUCUCCGCGGGGCCAGGGUUCUUUUCAUUUCUAGGCGUGGUGCUCGUGCAGCUCUCGCUCCGUGCGGAGGACGAGGCGGCGGCGGCGCUGGGCGGCGGCGCGGAGGACGAGCAGGCGGAGCUGCUGGACGAGGACGAGCAGGCGGAGCUGCUGGACGAGGUUGCGAAGGGCGAGCGGCGGCGCUCUCGCGCGAUCGGCAUCUGCGGCGUCCUCGCCGCGUGCGGCUGCUCUGGCCUCGCCGGCGCGGCGAUGGAGGCGCUGCUCAAGGAGGAGAGAUCUUCGCUCCCGCGCCGCAACCUGCAGGUGUCCGCGGUCUCGCUCCUCCUCGCGACGGCGCACAUGCUCUCCUCGGACGCACAGCGGCUCUGGAGGGGAGGCUUGCUGCAAGGGUACAGCCCGCUCACCUACGCGAUGGCGCGCUACUACUCCGCCGACCCCGCCUCGCGAAAGCCGCCGCCGCGCCAGUUCCUCCUCGGCACUGCCCUCGUGCUCCUCGCACUCGGCACGUACAGCGUCGCCUGA